Messenger RNA from Apodemus sylvaticus (European woodmouse), 1767 nucleotides. RefSeq names its product cerebellin 1 precursor (gene Cbln1). The record is from RefSeq and is a predicted model, not a curated record. NCBI's taxonomy places the organism in Eukaryota, Metazoa, Chordata, Mammalia, Rodentia, Muridae. The transcript has 3 exons. Gene Ontology annotation, molecular function: protein binding. Bases 356 to 937 code for a protein of 193 amino acids. Gene Ontology annotation, cellular component: glutamatergic synapse; synaptic cleft.
CUCUCCGCCCGCUCCGGCUGCAGCGUCCGCUGCAUCAAUAAUUCAGAGCGGCGGCGGCGGUGGCAGCGGCGAGUGCGGACAGGAGGCGGCGGCAACAGCGGGGACCAGGCAGCAGAGGCUAUGCAUCCAAGUGCGGCUGGGCGGCCGCGGCACCCCUGAGGCCCGGGCGGGGCUCUGGGUACAAGGCGCGCGGGGACAUUUGUUCUGGAGUGCGAGAGAGAGGCGUAGUAGCCCGGGAGGCGUCGGCAGAGCUGCGCACAGAGCUGAGGAGGGGGCUUCGGAGCAGGACUGGGGAGGGGGGCGGCUGGCGCUGGCAGCCCCCGGGGUGGGGGGCGGGGUGGGCGCCGGAGGCGCGAUGCUGGGAGUCGUGGAGCUGCUGCUGUUGGGGGCUGCGUGGCUGGCAGGCCCAGCCCGCGGGCAGAAUGAGACAGAGCCCAUCGUACUGGAGGGCAAGUGCCUGGUGGUGUGUGACUCCAACCCCACGUCUGACCCUACGGGCACUGCUCUGGGCAUCUCUGUGCGCUCGGGCAGCGCCAAGGUGGCUUUCUCUGCCAUCAGGAGCACCAACCAUGAGCCGUCCGAGAUGAGUAAUCGCACCAUGAUCAUCUACUUCGACCAGGUACUAGUGAACAUCGGGAACAACUUUGACUCAGAACGCAGCACUUUCAUCGCCCCGCGCAAAGGCAUCUACAGUUUUAACUUCCACGUGGUGAAAGUCUACAACAGACAGACCAUCCAGGUGAGCCUCAUGUUGAACGGGUGGCCGGUGAUUUCAGCCUUCGCCGGUGACCAAGAUGUGACACGCGAGGCCGCCAGCAACGGCGUCCUCAUCCAGAUGGAGAAAGGCGACCGAGCAUACCUCAAGCUGGAACGGGGGAACUUGAUGGGGGGCUGGAAGUACUCGACCUUCUCUGGAUUCCUCGUGUUUCCCCUCUGACUGGCACGUAUCGGGAAUGGAGGCAGGAGAGAGGCAGGAGGGGAGUGAGAGGCCGAAAAUUACCAGGGCGAGGAAGCGGCGCCACCGGAAACUUCCUACGUGUUCCUAGCUACACUGGGUACAAGGUGCGCGCCGCCCGCCCGCGGUCCAACUUCGUCCGCUCCCUUACUAAGAGAAGUAAAUUUCGCUUAGCUCUGCACACUCCCGUUUCCAAAAUUAAUCUCGCCUCCCCUAAGCCAGUCGCAGUAAUCGAGGAAGAGACUUGCCUUGUCAUUAUGGUUCCUUACCCACGUCCUUGUCCCUGACAAUUAACGAAGUAAUGUGAAAUGUUUCUCCCGACCCGACCCCCCCCCUCUGAACCCUGCCACUUACUGAAACUUAGUAUGCCCCCUGCCCCAAUUUGAAGAGGGGUCAGUUUGUUUUCUGUUUCUGUUUUUGAAUGGGGCAGAUAGUUUUAAUAAGAUUUUGCUCUUCAAACACCGCGCCAGUUAAGCUGGAGAGAAUUCGUCCCCGCUUGUUAGCGGAGGAAAGACUGACCUUCGUGGUGGCUGGUUUAACUAUACAUAAAUACGUGUAUGUAUCAUUUGUACACGAAGAACUCUUCCAGGUGGCCGCUGGCUGUGUUCCGUAUUUCUGUCCUGUUCGGAGUGAUCGUGAAAUCUAAGGCUGCUUGGUGUUUGUUCUCUGAUGCUUGUCAAUGCCCUGUGUUCUGUGGCUCCACCAAACGCCAAGGAGGUUCUUCGGGACGCUUCUUCUCCCUCUGUAACAUACGUGUGAAUAGCCAAAUUUUAAUUUUGCUUUAAUCCAAUAAAGUCAAAGUGGGACUUUUA